Nematolebias whitei (Rio pearlfish) is the source of this 1589-nucleotide messenger RNA. RefSeq names its product major facilitator superfamily domain containing 10 (gene slc75a1). Bases 1 to 1359 code for a protein of 452 amino acids. The record is from RefSeq and is a predicted model, not a curated record. Lineage: Eukaryota; Metazoa; Chordata; Actinopteri; Cyprinodontiformes; Rivulidae. Gene Ontology annotation, cellular component: brush border membrane. Gene Ontology annotation, biological process: transmembrane transport. The transcript is spliced from 12 exons. Gene Ontology annotation, molecular function: transmembrane transporter activity.
AUGAGCAAACCUGCAGAAGAUGGAGGUUCCUUCUCAUCGAAGGUCAUCAGCAUGGUGUUUAUCCUCCUGCUGCUUGACCUGCUGGGGUUCACUCUGAUUCUGCCUCUGCUGCCCUCCAUCCUGGAUCAUUAUGCACAAACAGGGGAUGUCACGUACCAGUCUCUGCAGAGUGUUGUGGACUGGUUCAGGGAGGCUGUUGGGAUUCCUUUGGAAAAGAAAUACAACUCUGUUCUUUUUGGAGGUUUGAUCGGGUCGCUGUUCUCUUUGCUGCAGUUCUUGUCGUCGCCCGUGACGGGGGCUCUGUCGGACCGCCACGGCAGGCGACCCCUCCUCAUUCUCACCACCUUGGGGCUGAUCUCCUCCUAUGCGGUCUGGGCUGUUUCCCGGAGCUUCAACAUGUUCCUUUUGUUUCGGGUAAUUGGGGGGAUUUGUAAGGGCAACGUCAGCCUCUGCACUGCCAUCGUGGCUGACCUGCCGUGUCCGAAAGCUCGGAACAGAGGAAUGGCGAUGAUCGGUGUUGCCUUUUCUUUGGGCUUCACGUUUGGACCCCUGAUGGGAGCCUACUUUGCCAUGAACUCCAGAACAACAGAAAAUGUUUUCUACCAAACUCCGGCUCUGCUCGCCUUGGCCUUCAGUGUCGCCGAUCUGCUUUUUAUUUGGCUGAUGCUGCCCGAGACGUUAAAGGAAGCAAAGGCUUCAUCCUCAGGGUGUGGGGGCUCCUGGGACCUCCUCAGUCCUCUGUCUUUGUUCCACUUUGCUGCUGUGACAAAAACCAAAGAUCCGCCUUCACAACACAGAAUGCAGACGCUCCAAGUCUUGGGUCUGGUUUAUUUCUGCUACCUCUUCCUGUUCUCUGGUCUGGAGUUCACCCUGAGUUUUCUGACUCACCAGCGCUUCCAGUUUACAAGUAUGCAGCAAGGAAAGAUGUUCUUCUUCAUUGGUGUCAUCAUGGCUCUAAUCCAGGGGGGGUACGCUCGGCGGAUCAACCCCGGGCAACAAAUAAGCGCCGUUAAGAGGGCAAUGAUGACACUGAUCCCAGCGUUCCUCCUGAUCGGGUUAUCGUGGAAUAUGGUGAUGCUUUAUGCUGGAUUAGCUCUGUACUCAUACGCGGCCGCAGUAGUCGUGCCCUGCCUGUCGAUGCUUGUUUCAGACCACGGUUCUGCCAGUCAGAAAGGCACUGUGAUGGGAAUCCUGCGUAGUUUGGGCGCCCUGGCGAGAGCAUUUGGGCCCGUUGUGUCAUCCUCUGUGUACUGGAUUGCCGGAGCGCAGACCUGCUUUCUCCUGACGGCUGCCUCUUUUGUGGUUCCACUUAUCCUCCUGAGCAAAAUCCAAGCACAAAGCCACAAAAAGACUUUUUAAAAAAUAACAAUGUUUUGUUGAACCACUGAGAGAACGAGCACAGAUUUAUCACCGAUUCCUUCAGCGUUAAUGAGAAUUUGUUAUUUUUUUCUGGUGGUCAAAAAUCAUCAAAGAAACAAAAUAAUGUGAAAAAAAAAUCUAUGCUGAAAUAGAAGAAUGAGUUCAGAAUAUUUUAUUGUAUGGAUAAGAAAUGGACAGAUAUUAAGCUCUUUUUUUUUGCACAUUUUACA